Molecule: messenger RNA, 2572 nt
Organism: Biomphalaria glabrata
Lineage: Eukaryota; Metazoa; Mollusca; Gastropoda; Planorbidae
Exons: 18
Coding region: 315-2375 (686 amino acids)
Source: RefSeq, a predicted model, not a curated record
UCAUUUACGGAUGUCAAAUGAUUCGCAUAAUUUACAUCCUGGUAGUUGGCUUUGUAAGAUUGUUACAAUGUUCAAAUCAUAGUAACAUUCGCUCUAUAUUUUGAGAGAAGAGACAAAACAGACAUACUUAGACCCAGAACCUUCCGCGCCGUUCGGCUCAUUGGGCAGCAAGCUUUCUCAACAAUUUGUGAGUCUAAAGAGAGGAAAUAAAAAAUUAUUAAGCGAUAAAAUUAUUUUGACAUUUCUGAUUUAUACAAAAGCGAUCUUUUCUAAAAAAAAAUAAUAAUAUUUAAAUUUGAUGUAACGAAAACAAAAUGACAAUUCACUACAUUCUUUUUACUUUGAUUGGAACUUAUGAAUGGCGUUUUGUUGCUACACAAGACAAUAGGUAUUGCAGUAAUAGUGACUUCUGCUCGUAUAAGUGUCGCUGCUCUUCAUGUGAACCAAAUAGCGGACUUUGUGCAGUCAAUGCCACAUGUAACAAAGGAUGGUUUGGUCACAACUGUCAAUAUCAAGAUCUCAAACCAGAUAAAGUUGUAAUUGAACCACAACAAAUUAAUACGCAAUGGCUCAUGGACAACGAAGACAGUACCUGUAACGAAGGACUCUACAUCACCUCUCUGGUGAUCACUUUGAAUGACAUUUACCCAUUAACGUGGAUACGAAUUGUUCUCAAUGACACAAACAAGUUCUCUACUGUGAGACUUUUAUACGGCACUACAAAUGAAUGCCAAAAACCGGUUUGGUCUCGACCGAAUGAAAGGACCAUGGACAUAGGAUGUGAGAAAUCUGUCCCGAUCAAAACGUUAUCAAUAAUUGGAAACCUCGACUCUUUGUGUUCUGUGUAUAUAAAUGGAGGUCGCAAUGUCGCCUAUGGACAAAGGGCUUCACAAAGUUCAAACUUAAGCAACACCUAUUAUUUAGCGAACUUAGCUGUUGAUGGUGAUUAUAAUACGUUCAGCCAUACUGGAAGUGAAGAGCGUCCAAGAUUUAGUUUAACAUUCAACACUAACUAUCUAGUGACUCGAUUUCUUCUGUACAACAGAGCUAAUCUUUUAGAUAUGCUUCGAGGAUUUCGACUUCAGUCAUUCGAUACUAACAGUAUUAUCGUUGACAACCACAAGGACAUCUUAGUACAACCACAGAGUGUAUACGUCGUUAUUGGAAAUGCAUCUAUUCCGAUCUCAUCUCUUUCAGUGAAUGAAACUUCAAAAAUACCUCCAGCGCCAAACCCAUAUUUAGCUUUAAUGGAAAUAGAAGCUUAUGGAGAAUGCCCACCAGGAAAAUGGAGCCUCCCUUGUACUAGAAAUUGCAGUGAUUCCUGUCCUACCAGUUGCCAUAGAGACGACGGAGCGUGCAAUGCUGUUUGUGCUGGAUUUAGUAACCCACCAGAAUGUACUCAAGAUUGUAAAAGAGAGAACUGGGGAAUUAACUGUAACAACGAUUGCAGUCCAAAAUGUUUUAAUCUAUCGUGUGACAGUAGAACUGGACAGUGCGACCAAGGGUGCCUUGGGUAUAGUGACUCACCCUUAUGUACUAUAGAUUGUUUAACAGAGAACUGGGGAAUCAAUUGUAGUCGCAACUGUAGUGAUGGCUGUCUGAAUAAGACAUGUAUGGCUACAAAUGGCGCAUGCUUUGGAGGAUGUAAAGCUGGUUACCAGCUACCCGACUGCACUCAAGUUUGUCUCGAUGGUCAGUGGGGAAUCAACUGCAGUUUACCAUGUAACACUAAUUGUUAUAGCAAUAGCUGUCAUCCAGUAACAGGAAGCUGCAGCCUCGGCUGUAUUGAGGGAUACCAACUUCCCGAUUGUACACUGGCCUGUGACAAAGUGAAUUACGGAAGAAACUGUUCUCUCAAUUGUUCCGUCCACUGUAUCACUCAGGAGUGCAACACAACGGAAGGUUCCUGUUCAUGCCUGGCUGGUUACGAGGGAAGCACUUGUCAACAAAUGAACGAGAAUAGUGAAAGUCUACCUCAACAGACAAUUAUUGUCAUUGCAGCAUCUUUAGCAUCAGGGGCACUGUUAGCUAUUAUAAUUUGCCUUAUAGUCUUCAAAGUCAAAGGUAAAUUUUGCUUUGAAAGUAAGGUAAACACACGAAAACGAAAAAUUACAAACCCUCCAGUAAUACCAAAAGAUGAAGAUGCAUUUCAUAAUAUCGAUAAACAUGAGAACAUAGAGUACAACAACAUUAGUCAAGAUGAAAGUUUAAGCAAUUCUAACGCUUAUAGCAUGCCUGCAGUGCUUUUACAAGAUGAACAUGCUUAUCAGUUACCUGUCAUUAUCACAGAAAAAGAUUAUAGCAACUUUGACAUUCAACUAUUCGAUUCUCACCCGUAUGAAGCAGUUCAGACAAAGAAAGCCAUUCACUUCUAGAGAUAAAUGCAGAGAAAAGAUCGAUAGGUCAUGCCCAGUACCUCAACGGUUCAACAUUCUAAGGAACAGAUGAAAGGGAUGCCAUGUCCGAGAAAUAUGUUUUAACGUUUUAUAACAAACAUUCAAUUGUGACAAAGAGAAAUGGGAAAAUAAUCUCUUAUUUAUUUUUUUUACAAGCCAUACUCAUUUUCUAAUAA